Molecule: messenger RNA, 1608 nt
Organism: Peniophora sp. CBMAI 1063
Lineage: Eukaryota; Fungi; Basidiomycota; Agaricomycetes; Russulales; Peniophoraceae
Source: the annotation of a GenBank genome assembly
AUGCUCGAGAGUCUUAACACGUCUGCCGGCGGUCUCAAAGUGUCGACAAACAACGACGGUCGGGCCCAUCUACAGAACAGAAAAACUUCGGCGCUUGCCAGCGAAGGCUACCUCAACAGACUACCACUUGAAGUCCUGGUCUCCAUCUUUGUACUGGUGCCCGAACCAGAUGAGCGAGGUGUUCAACACUUUCCCGAUGACUUGCCCAAGGUGCUCAAACUGCGGUCUGUGUGCAAACUAUGGCACUAUCUGUGUCAGACCACGCCCUCACUAUGGAUCUCCAUAAUUGAGCGGAACUUUGUGCACAGGGAUUGGCUAAAGCUUGCGCUCGACCAUACCCGAAACCAGACGCUGGACCUGAGAAGGCUCGAGGAAACUAGCACACUGGCUCUAGCUAGUCCAGAGGCGUGGAAACGCACAUUCCCGCUCAUGAACGAGGGGGUGCUACGGAAGGGUCGCGCACGUGAGGUCACUGUCGCUGACUUGGGGAUGUUGCCUCUGGGUGUGGCCAAAUGCAACUGGACCUCCGUCAUCAGGUCAAUGCUGGCAACCGAACUAGAAGUGUUUGGUCUAACGCUUUUUUCGCCCAAUGACGGGGGGGUCAACGCUCUUUUCGACGAUGAUGCGUUUUCGGGGGAGAUACCGCGCAAACUGAAGUCCUUCAGUAUUGAAGGCGCCGGCAUCGAUCUUGGGUCUCAGGUGCUACGGUGGCCCUGUCUGAAACACCUCAGCCUCAAGUGGUGCUAUGUUGAAGGCACAAUAUGGGGGCUCUUUAAGCUCAUUGGCCAAAUCACGUGCCUAUCAGAGUUGGAAUUGGCAGCGGAUGGGCAUGAUGAGCGCAGCUUCAUAGGCAACGAUCAUCAUGGGUCUGCUAUUGUGCCAGUGAGCCUGCUGAAGUUGCAGAAACUUAGCCUCACCAUGCCGCUUAGCUAUAUCGAGGCCGCAUACGACAUCGUCAACAUUUCCAACCAAUGCCGCGUUUUGGACACAAUCUUCCUACCGGAAGGGAUGUCCGUUUCCACCGUGACUGCAGCGCUGGACCGCAUGUAUGCGGGUCGCUUGCUCGCCGGCGCGUCUUCGGUCUCUGACGGCGAGGGCAAUGAGAGAAUGUCCCUCUCGUUUGAUGAGCACGUCGCAUCCUGCCUUUCAAUGCAAUUAUCCAUCGAGUCUUUGACGACACAAAGGAGGCGAUUCUCGUUAUCGCUUGUACCUGGACGAUCCGAGCAAGAAACGUCAAACCUGAAGGCUAUAUUCCAUCAUAUCGCCAGACAGUGGCCGCCUUUCCAGCAUGCAGUCGUUUUGAGCGGCGAGUCGCUUCCAGACGGAAUCUGGGAAGACACGCUGGCGCUUCUGCCUUUCGUCAGAGCCAUAGAGGUUUCGCGUUCGUUGUCCGAUUUGGCAGACGCGCUGUUACGCGUCAGUGCUAAGGAUUAUCCGAGACAUCUGGAAGGCAUCUUCGUCCAUGGAAUUGAGCGCACAAAAUCGCUGUUCGACCAACUACUGCGUGGAUUGGACCGCACCUCGGUCCCCAGAGAUCUCGAGGGCCAAUAUGUCAUCGCGUGCGAUUGGAGCGUCUCUCUUGAGGAUCUGUAUCAAGGAAGCCCGUAA